Molecule: messenger RNA, 537 nt
Organism: Aspergillus aculeatus ATCC 16872
Lineage: Eukaryota; Fungi; Ascomycota; Eurotiomycetes; Eurotiales; Aspergillaceae
Exons: 3
Coding region: 1-537 (178 amino acids)
Biological process (GO): endoplasmic reticulum to Golgi vesicle-mediated transport
Cellular component (GO): nucleus; cytoplasm; TRAPP complex
Source: RefSeq, a predicted model, not a curated record
AUGCCUAAGAUCGCCUGUAUCGGAGUAAUCGGUAAAGCCGACAACCCAAUACAUAUAGCAUUGUUCCCUCCAUAUCGCAACUCGGCUAUCGAGUUCUCCUUCCUAGUGAACUCCUGCUUGGAUAUCGUUGAGAUAAGGCGCAGACAAACGUCCAUUGACCAGGAUCUCGGCCUUUUGCACGCCGUGGACGAAAGCUUGGCGGCGUACGGAUGGCUCACCACGACAGGAGUGAAGCUGCUAGUUAUAGUUGAUCUAGUCGGCGAAACACUUAGUCCAGAAGGGCUCGGGGCAUCAUCUAGGACUAUUCUCAAACUGCCUAACCUUAGGCCGGUAUGUUAUGCAUUAGUAGUCUUCCGUUCUCUGCAGGACGCUUAUGUUCAACUAUUGCAGAAUCCAUUCUAUACCCCGUCUGGGCACUGUGACACCGUCAAGCCUUCUGCUCAGGUGUCAAGCUUUCCGCAGGUCGCAGACAAAAGAUUUGUCAGGGAGAUUUUACGAAUUGGUGAGUCAUGGGCACCAUUUAUGUCUCCACAUUAG